AUGUCGGAUCAAAUGAAUUUGGUUCAUGUAAAUAUAAGUGUUCUCAAUCUCCAGAACAACAGCUUCCACAGUGGCAUCCCUUAUGGACUUGGCUACAUGCCUCGCUUGCGAGUUAUUGAUGUUAAAAACAAUCAGCUCAACAGAAGUAUACCAACAAGUCUAUUUCAAAACCGGAGAGUUCAAGUAAUUUCAUUGGCUUUCAAUGAACUCAGUGGUGAAAUGUGGAGAGGCCCAUGGUAUGUACCCGAACUCAGAGUCUUAAAUCUCGGGAACAAUAGGCUCACUGGUAUAAUCCCUCCUUAUGUUGGAAAUGCCACAAAAUUGAUGAACAUCAAUUUGUCUGGGAAUAGGAGCAAUGGUAACAUUCCAAUGGAGAUCAGUAAUCUUAGCCAACUUGCAUUUUUGUCCUUGUUCGAUAAUCAAUUAACAGGUUCCAUUCCUCCAACACUGUUUAAUAGCUCGUCACUACUUGGCAUAUCUCUGUCAUUCAAUGGCCUUUCUGGUCCUCUCUUGCUAGAUGAAGGGAAUAUUGGGCAAAUUCCUCAAGAAUUAGGGAAGCUAUCAAAUUUGAGAGAAUUAAGCUUUGCCAAUAAUUCUAAUCUUAUUGGUCAAAUUCCAGAGGCUAUUUUCAACAUAUCUUCUUUGGAAGUGAUCAAUUUUAGUUUCAAUAACCUCUCAGGGAGAAUUCCAACCACUACAGUUCUUCAUCUUCAGAACCUUAAAGAACUUUACUUGGGAGACAAUCAGCUUGAAGGGGAAAUUCCAUUGUUCAUAACAAAUGCUUCCAAGCUUCAGAUACUGGUGCUAAAUGAUAACUCUCUCAAAGGAACUAUUCCUAACAAUUUGGGGAAUCUUUGUGAGCUACAAAUACUGCUCCUACAUACUAAUCAACUUACCAAUGAACCAAGAGAGCAUGAGUUGAAAUUCUUCAAUUCUUUGGUGAACUGUAGGAUGUUGAGAUAUCUAGAAGUGGGUAACACUCCAUUGAGCGGCGUUCUACCAAAUUCUAUUGGGAAUCUCUCAUCUACUAUUGAAAAAAUUCAUUUAGUAGAUGCACACAUCAAUGGCCUCAUCCCCACAAGUGUAGGCAACAUGACCGGUCUUAUAUCCAUAGACAUUCAAGACAACAACUUGGCAGGGAAUAUUCCUUCUGAGUUUGGUAACCUUAAACAACUCCAAGGGUUGUAUCUAAGUAACAAUAAAUUGCAGGGACAUAUUCCAGAAGCGGUAUGCCAUUUAUCUAAUUUGGUUAAAUUAACUCUGCAAGUUAAUGAGCUCUCUGGAUUAAUUCCAGAAUGCUUUGGAAAUCUUAGCAUGCUACAAAAGCUUUAUUUGGAUUCUAAUAAAUUUUCAUCAAAAUUUCCGUUGAGCCUUUGGAAGAUGAGUGGUCUUCUCUAUCUAAGUGUGUCACGAAAUUCAAUAGAGGGAGAAGUUCCAUCAGAUAUUGGAGGAAUGAAAGCCAUCUAUACUAUUCCUAAGUUUUUGGAAAAACUCUCAUAUCUUAAAACCAUUAAUGUUACAUUUAAUGAUUUAGAAGGUGAAAUACCGAGUGGUGGCAUGUUUGUAAAUUCCACUUUGCAAUCAUUUCUCGGGAAUAAAGGUCUUUGCGGAAUGCACAUAUUGGAGAUUCCUUCUUGUGCUAUCACUAAUCCUGGAAAACAAUCAAAGGUUAAGGAGGUUGUGCUAAAAAUUGUUACUCCAGUGAAGAAAGGAAAGUCCAAAGAUGUUGAAAAGGUACUGGAGAUUAGGACUCACCAAUUAGUUUCUUAUCAUGAGAUUCAACGAGCAACAAAUAAUUUUGAUGAAUCCAAUUUAAUUGGUGAGGGAAGCUCUGGCUCUGUGUACAAAGGCAUUUUAUCUAGUGGAACUGUAGUGGCCAUAAAGAUUCUGGAUUUGGAAAAUGAGCAAGUUGUAAAACCUUUUCAAUAA
Messenger RNA from Solanum verrucosum, 1929 nucleotides. RefSeq names its product receptor kinase-like protein Xa21. The record is from RefSeq and is a predicted model, not a curated record. Gene Ontology annotation, molecular function: ATP binding; protein binding; protein kinase activity. Gene Ontology annotation, biological process: protein phosphorylation. The coding region runs from base 1 to 1929 and encodes 642 amino acids. Lineage: Eukaryota; Viridiplantae; Streptophyta; Magnoliopsida; Solanales; Solanaceae. The transcript has 5 exons.